Vidua macroura (Pin-tailed whydah) is the source of this 3310-nucleotide messenger RNA. RefSeq names its product helicase SRCAP-like. The record is from RefSeq and is a predicted model, not a curated record. Lineage: Eukaryota; Metazoa; Chordata; Aves; Passeriformes; Viduidae. Gene Ontology annotation, molecular function: ATP binding; ATP-dependent chromatin remodeler activity; histone binding. Gene Ontology annotation, cellular component: Swr1 complex.
CGGAGCCCGGCCGAGAUCGCCGAGCAGGCCAAGCACGAGGCCGAGGUGGAGCACCGCGUGGCCGAGAUGAAGCGCGAGGGUUUCUGGUCGCUGCGGCGCCUGCCCAAGGUGCCCGAGCCGGCGCGGCCCAAGGUGCACUGGGACUACCUGUGCGAGGAGAUGCAGUGGCUGGCCGCCGACUUCGCCCAGGAGAGGCGCUGGAAGAGGGGCGUGGCCAGGAAGGUGGUGCGGAUGGUGAUGCGGCACCACGAGGAGCAGCGGCAGCGCCAGGAGCGCGCCAAGCGCGAGGAGCAGGCCAAGCUGCGCCGCGUGGCCGCCGCCAUCGCCCGCGAGGUGCGCCACUUCUGGAGCAGCGUCGAGAAGGUGGUGCAGUUCAAGCAGCAGUCGCGCCUGGAGGAGAAGCGCAAGAAGGCGCUGGACCUGCAGCUCGACUUCAUCGUGGGCCAGACCGAGCGCUACUCGCACCUGCUGAGCCGCAGCCUCAACGCGCCCCGCCCGCGCCCCGCCCUCACCUGCGCAGCCCCGGCCGAGAGCCCCCCCCGGCCCCUCGGGGACCUCCUGGGCUCCCUCCCCCCACAGGUGCUGCGGCGGGGCCGGGACCCUCCCCCGCCCUGGGGGCCGCGCGAGGAGGACGAAGAGUUCGAGGCUGAGGAGGAGGAGGGUGAGGAUGAGGAGGAGACGAUCGCGGCCCAGGAGCGCCUGGAGGGCGACGUCGAUCACCAGCAGGAGCUGGACGACCUGGCCAGGGAGGGUGCGCUGCCCAUGGAGGAGCUGCUGCAGCGUUACCGCGGCGCCUUCGCCGACUCCGACUGCGACUCCGCCCCCGGCGCCAGCAGCACCCGCUCAGACUCACCUGGCGGCGACAGCGAGGAGGACGAGGAGGAGGAGGACGACGAAGACGACGACGACGACGACGAGGCCGACGACGAGGACGAGGAGGAGGAGGGGGAGGGGCAGGAGGGCGGGGCGGGGCCGCCAGGUGAGCCCGGAGGGGGCUCGGCCCCGCCCGCACCUGCCCAGGUGAGCCCCGCCCCGGCCGCGCCCGCCGGCCCCGCCCCCAAGAAGGAGAUCAGCGACAUCGCGGCGGCCGCGGAGAGCCUCCAGCCCAAGGGCUACACGCUGGCCACCACGCAGGUGAAGACGCCGAUCCCUCACCUGCUGCGCGGCACGCUGCGCGAGUACCAGCACAUCGGGCUGGACUGGCUGGGGUUUGGGGUGAAGACGCCGAUCCCUCACCUGCUGCGCGGCACGCUGCGCGAGUACCAGCACAUCGGGCUGGACUGGCUGGUGACCAUGUACGAGAAGAAGCUGAACGGGAUCCUGGCCGACGAGAUGGGGCUGGGCAAGACCAUCCAGACCAUCUCCCUGCUGGCACACCUGGCCUGCGAGAAAGGUAGCUGGGGCCCUCACCUGAUCAUCGUGCCCACCUCGGUGAUGCUGAACUGGGAGAUGGAGCUCAAGCGUUGGUGCCCCAGCUUCAAAAUCCUCACCUACUACGGGGCGCAGAAGGAGCGGCGCCUCAAGAGACAGGGCUGGACGAAGCCCAACGCGUUCCACGUGUGCAUCACCUCCUACAAGCUGGUGCUGCAGGACCACCAGGCGUUCCGCAGGAAGAACUGGAAGUACCUGAUCCUGGACGAGGCGCAGAACAUCAAAAACUUCAAAUCCCAGCGCUGGCAGUCCCUGCUCAACUUCAACAGCCAGCGGCGGCUGCUGCUGACAGGUACGCCGCUGCAGAACUCGCUGAUGGAGCUCUGGUCCCUGAUGCAUUUCCUGAUGCCGAGCGUGUUCCAGUCCCACCGCGAGUUCCGCGAGUGGUUCCACAACCCCCUGACGGGCAUGAUCGAGGGCAGCCAGGAGUACAACGAGAGCCUCGUCAAGAGACUGCACAAGGUGCUGCGGCCGUUCCUGCUGCGCCGGCUCAAGGUGGACGUGGAGAAGCAGAUGCCCAAGAAGUACGAGCACGUGCUCAGGUGCCGCCUGUCCAAGCGCCAGAGGUUCCUCUACGACGACUUCAUGGGCCAGGCCAGCACCAAGGCCACGCUGGCCAGCGGUCACUUCAUGAGCGUCAUCAACGUGCUGAUGCAGCUGCGCAAGGUGUGCAACCACCCCGACCUGUUCGAGCCCCGCCCCGUCACCUCGCCGCUCGUCACACCUGGCCUGAGCCUGGGCGCGCCCGCGCUGGUGCUGCGCGCGCUGGAGCCACACCCCUUCCAGCAGGUGGACCUGUCGCCGUUCGAGCUGGUGGCGCUCGAGGCUCACCUGUCGCGCUACGCGGCCGAUUGGUUCCUGCCGCGCUUCCGCGUCACGCGGCGCCUCCUGGAGGACGUGGCCGCCGCCCCCGACCCCCCCCCGCGCCCCAAACCCGUCCGCAUGAAGGUCAACAGGAUGCUGCAGCCGGUGCCGAAGGCGGAGCCUCGGGCGGUGCUGCUGCUCCCCGCCCCCCGCCCCGCCCCCGGGGGCGUGGCCUCGCCAGCCCCCGCCCCCUCCGCGCCCAGCCCCGCCCUCUCCGCGCCGAGCCCCGCCCCCCUGCUGGUGGCCCCGCCUCUCGUCACCUUGGGCCACGCCCAGGCCCCGCCCCCCGGCGCCGGCCCCGCCCCCUUGGUGACGACGCAAGGGGCGGGGCUUAACCUGGGGCUGGGGUUGGCGCUGGCCCCGCCCCGGGCCACGCCCACGCUGCUGGCCCCGCCCCCCGGAGGACCCACACACGCUCUCCCAGCCGCCUCCUUGGCCACGCCCACCCCAGCGGGAGGCCCCGCCCCGUGGCCACGCCCACGCCGAACAUGGGCAAAGGGGCGGGGCCGGCCCCUGCCCCGCCCCUGGCCACCUUCGCGCUGCCCCAGCGGCUCCUGCUGGCCCCGGACAUGCAGGCCCGGCUGCCCUCGGGCGAAGUCGUCAGCCUCGGCCAGCUGACGUCAGCGCUGGCCCAGCACCCGCCCCGCCCACCCCGCGGGGGGCGGAGCCAAACCCGCCGGGCCCCUCCCACCGCCCGCCCUGGCCCCGCCCCCGGCGGCCUCGGCCACGCCCCCUCUGACGCUUGCAGCUCCAGGGCAGCAAAGUGACGCUGGGCCCCCGCCCCCCCGUUACGUCACCUGGCGCUGGCCCCGCCCCCCCGCGCGCGGCCUCGCCCGUCACGUGGUUCACCUGGUGGCCGCGGGGGGGCAGCACCUGCUGGCCCCGCCCACCCAGGUGGCCCUGCUGGCGCCCCUGGGAGCCCCCGCGGCGGGGGGGCGGGGCAGGGGGCGGGGCAGGGGGCGGGGCGGCGGCAGCCACGCCCACCCAGCCCCCCCCUGGCCUGGGGCUCCCCCUG